Drosophila grimshawi is the source of this 685-nucleotide messenger RNA. RefSeq lists its product as uncharacterized. Bases 33 to 239 code for a protein of 68 amino acids. The record is from RefSeq and is a predicted model, not a curated record. The transcript has a single exon. Lineage: Eukaryota; Metazoa; Arthropoda; Insecta; Diptera; Drosophilidae.
UUUCGUUCGCAGAUCCCAACUGUUAUUUAAAAAUGUGCGAUUACGAGCAUGAAUACUCUUUCACUUUUGAUGAGAGCACAAUCGAAAAUGAGCUCAAUUUUCGAUCGUGGGACUGUGGAUUUGAGAGUCUGUGGCAGAAGAUUAGUGAGGAGCUGCGGCGAGAGCAGGAAAAUAACGAGCUUGGUCAAAUGUUUCAGGAGAAGCUAAUUCUGCAGUGCCACACUCAAAUUGACUCGUAAAACUCACAUAAACUUUACUUAUACAUAUUGUUAAUUUUUGUUAUUAUUGUUUAGUUUUUAGCAUUUUCGACAAAUGCAUUUUGAAUUGUUUUUAACUACAGCCAUCGCAUUCUUUGCUAUAUAAGAUAAUGGAUAUACAGUCCGAUCGCAAUUUUGUUCAUAUUUUGUAAGCUUAUCGUUACAAUGCUGUACGAGCACUAAGUUCAAUGUUCUCGUUAGUCAAAUAUUGUACAGUCUAUAUAAUUGUAAGCUCGAUUGUUUCUUAUCAACAUGUUUCGGUUCAUAGCAAAGUGCUAUCGAUUAUCAAUGUAUAAUUAAAUUUAUUUCAUAAUUUAUGUAAUUCUCGCACCGAAAGUGUUUUUUCCGUAUUCUUUCCAUCCAUUAUGAGAAGAAUAUACACAUUAUCAGAAAAUAAAAAUACUGUAAAUAUGAGGUAUAAUUAUCAA